Messenger RNA from Protopterus annectens (West African lungfish), 1141 nucleotides. Its product is annotated as P2X purinoceptor 7-like. Bases 316 to 1032 code for a protein of 238 amino acids. The transcript has 3 exons. Gene Ontology annotation, molecular function: monoatomic ion channel activity; ATP binding; purinergic nucleotide receptor activity. NCBI's taxonomy places the organism in Eukaryota, Metazoa, Chordata, Ceratodontiformes, Protopteridae. Gene Ontology annotation, cellular component: membrane. The record is from RefSeq and is a predicted model, not a curated record. Gene Ontology annotation, biological process: monoatomic ion transport.
GAGCAGUCAGUGACUUUACUGUGGCAUACUAUUUACAUAUGUUAACAAUCUGAAAAAUUCAUGUUUAAGUGGAUAUUCUUUUUUAAAAAAAAAGGUAGAGUUUAUGCAGCAAGCAUGUACUUUGUCAUUGUUACUCUAUCAUAUUUAAUCAUUGCUGGAUUUAUUUACCCGAGGAAGAAUUUUUUUUUUUGUUUUCACGGUUCUGUUUACAACUCAGUACUAUAUCUCAAAGAAUAACAUACCCUUUGACUUUUUUUAAUAAAAUGGCUUUGCCUUGUGCUUUUCACCUGUAUUAGAUUUUCAGAGUUUAUCGCCAUGGAGACCAAGUACACCAGUGAGAAUGCCCCUGCAGUGAGACAGGCUGAUGGUUUGCAGAGCCAGAGAAAAAGAAUGCAUCCUAAUUCCGGAAAUAACACUAAUAAAAAGCAAGGAAAUAUGAGGGAGAGGAGUCUGAGAGAACAGCAAGCUAACAUCAUGACACAUGAAGGACAACAGGAUUUUCAGAGUAUACAGAACAAAAUUCAAGAGCUAUCCACAGAAGAAAUGCGUCACCUGUGCAAUCUGAUGGCAGAAAGGAAUCCAUCACUAGUACAGGAGAUACUUGAGGAGCAACAGAGGCAGAACAGUGAAAUUACUGAACAACAUCAGGCAGAACUACCUCAUACUUGGUGUGUGUGCCACAGUUGCAGGGAUAUGCCGACCACACAAGAAAGAGUCUGUUGUGCGAAUUCACCAACGAACUGUUUAUCUCUUGUUCCGGAAAUGAGUGAGGUUGUCCUUCAUCAGGGUGUUCUACGUGUUGCCGAUACAUACAGGCGGGCUAUCUUUGGAAUACCAUUGGAGACUGAUGAAAAUCGUCGCUUUCGUCAUUCUGCCUAUCGGCAGUUUACUGUCUGGCGUUAUGGACGGCUUGGGAGUAGAGUGCAUCAAGUCAUUCCUAGUUGCUGUGUUUGGCGCAUUCGUAACAAAUAUCCCAACCCUUUAGGCCAGUACACAGGUUUUCUACCUCAACGGAGGACAGUACUUGAGUAGUAAUAAAGACUUACCAUUUAUGCAUUAGUGUAAGAAUAGAUAUUUUUAACAAAGUGUGUUUUGUUUGGAUUGUAGUUUUACAAUAAAAAAAUAACUGUGGUUAAACAUU